Messenger RNA from Erigeron canadensis, 624 nucleotides. RefSeq lists its product as uncharacterized. The transcript is spliced from 2 exons. The coding region runs from base 1 to 624 and encodes 207 amino acids. Lineage: Eukaryota; Viridiplantae; Streptophyta; Magnoliopsida; Asterales; Asteraceae. The record is from RefSeq and is a predicted model, not a curated record.
AUGGCCAACUGUAAUCCUGUUCAGACACCUGUUGACACGUCCCGUAAACUCAGGUCCAAUGUUGGGGCACCCAUUUCUGAUCCUACCGAGUUCUGUAGUCUUGCUGGCGCCGUGCAAUAUCUUACAUUUAAAUGUCCCGAUAUCUCCUAUGUUGUCCAACAGGUAUGUAUGCACAUGCAUGCGCCUUAUACAGAAUAUUUUAAUGCUUUGAAGCGCAUACUUUGUGAUGCCGAUUGGGCGGGUUGCCCCGAUACCCGACGUUCCACGUCUGGGUACUGUGUAUAUCUUGGUGACAAUUUACUUUCUUGGUCCUCUAAACGACAGCCUACUAUAUCUUGUUCAAGUGUCGAGGCCGAGUAUCGAGGUGUGGCUAAUGUUGUAGCAGAAAUUUGUUGGUUACGCAACUUACUACUCGAGCAACAUCAACGCACUAAUCACAUUGAGAUUGACAUUCAUUUUGUUCGAGAAAAGAUUCAACGGGGACUUGUUCAUGUUCUUCAUGUUCCUUCACGUUAUCGGUUGGUAGAUAUCUUCACCAAAGUGCUACCAAGAUUUCUUUUUCAUGAUUUGUCCACAAAUAUCAAGGAUUUGGUAAUAGCCAAAACAAGCACAAAAGAUACUUGA